AUGACUGAUGAGGGCAUAUUCCAGAAGCAGCACGGGGGGUGGUGGGAGUACAGAUCCACAGAAUGGAUGAAGCAGAAGCAACAGAAAAAGUGUUGCUGUUUGUGGCAUCUAAAAGUUCUUGAAAGUCAGUGUAUAACGAAAUUUAGUCUGGUCACACAUGCUUUGAUUACCUUGUUACUAGAGGCAUCCCCAGGCCGGGUGUCACCCACUGGGACGUUCAUCACACACGUCAUCUUGGUGAUCGACGCCGGCAGACAGAGGAAUGGAAGUUCAUCCGAUAGGAUAAGGCCCUUUCCUGGCUUUUACAGACAUCUUAUGGCCUUUAUUUUUGCUGUGGAUGAGAUAAACAGGAGCCCGGAUUUUCUGCCCAAUGUGACCCUGGGAUAUCAUAUGUACGAUCACUGUAACAAUGUGAACAAGGCCAUAGAGAGUGUCCUACAGAUCGUGUCUGGUCCUGGAGACCUCAUCCCAAACUUCUCCUGCCUAGACAGUGACAAGCUGGCCGGUGUCAUCUUCUAUCCAUCUGCAGAGAGAUCUUUACACAUCGUACAGAUACUGAACUUAUAUGGCUACACGCAGAUCAACUGCGGCCCAUCGUACCCAGCUUUAACCAAUAAGGACGUCUAUCCAUCCUUCUUCCAAACUCUCCCGUGUGACCAGACCCAGAACAUGGCAAUUGUUAAAUUACUCCUUCAUUUCAGAUGGACCUGGAUUGGAGUCAUUGCUUCUGACGAUGAUGCUGGAGAAAAACAGAGCCAAGAAUUAAGGAAAGUGGCCGACUUUUACAAUAUUUGCAUAGACUACACUAUUAGGUCAUUUUUAAGGAAAAUACACUUUCGAGAUCCCACCGGUGAAGACGUUUUUUUUACCAAGAAAGGAGAAAUGUCCACAUCCUAUCAAAUCCAUAAUUAUGUCUAUAAAAGGAUGAACAGAACUUUCUUUUCCUAUGUAUUUGGAAGUUUUAAAGCAGCAUCUGAAGUAGUAGAAGAGCAGCUUGAUAUUUACCAGAAUCCCAUACACUGGAAAAACGGAUCCAAGGUUUCCAAGGAGAACAUUGCUCAGAGCAUCACACUGCCUCCAUCGACUUGCCUGCUUCUGAUAGUGCAUCUUGGUGCCAUCUCUUUCCCGGACAAAGGUUCGUGCCAGAAGUGUCCAGCAGACCAGUGGCCAAAUGACUUCAACCAAUGUGUACCAAAACCUGUUGAUUUCCUCUCCUAUACAAAUACUCCGGUGACUCUUUCCAUUCUUCUUAUUACUGUUUUUUUUUCUGUUAUAACCACAUUAAUAUCGAUCAUCUUCUUUAUGUAUCGAAACACGCCUGUCAUCAGAGCUAAUAACCGAGACUUGAGUAUCAUUCUUCUGGUCUCCAUCAUGCUGAGCUUCCUCUCUGUGUUUUUAUUUCUGGGUCGUCCUGUGCAUAUAACAUGCAUGCUUCGUCAUACAGUCUACGGGGUCCUCUUCUCAGUAGCAGUCUCCUCCAUUCUGGCCAAGACUAUGCUGGUCUACAUGGCCUUCAAAGCCACCAAACCUGGGACCUCCUGGAAGAAGUUCAUUGGAGUAAAGAUUCAGAUCUAUCCGGUUCUCAUUUGUUCUUUAUUCCAAAUUGUAACCAGUAUAAUCUGGCUGUCUGUCUCUCCCCCCUUCCCUGAAGCCAAUACUGACUUGUAUCUGGACAGAAUCAUCAUUCAGUGUAAUGAAGGAUCUGUACUGGCAUUUUCCAUCCUCUUGGGCUACAUGGGGCUUCUAGCAGCUGUGAGCUUUAUUGUGGCUUUCCUGGUCAGGAAUUUGCCAGAUAGUUUCAAUGAGGCCAAAUACAUCACCUUCAGCAUGCUGGUGUUCUGCAGCGUCUGGAUCACUUUUAUCCCGGCCUAUCUGAGCGUUACAGGAACGAACACAAUGCUUGUGGAGAUAUUUGCCAUCAUAUCGUCCAGUGCUGGGACUUUAGCUUGUAUUUUUUUUCCAAAAUGUUAUAUUGUAUUGGUGAGACCAGAUUUGAACUUAAAAAGAAAUAUAAUGAAACAAAUGAAUCAGAGAUAG
Messenger RNA from Nanorana parkeri, 2037 nucleotides. Its product is annotated as extracellular calcium-sensing receptor-like. Gene Ontology annotation, biological process: G protein-coupled receptor signaling pathway. Gene Ontology annotation, cellular component: membrane. The transcript is spliced from 7 exons. Gene Ontology annotation, molecular function: G protein-coupled receptor activity. The coding region runs from base 1 to 2037 and encodes 678 amino acids. The record is from RefSeq and is a predicted model, not a curated record. Lineage: Eukaryota; Metazoa; Chordata; Amphibia; Anura; Dicroglossidae.